Messenger RNA from Arachis stenosperma, 1668 nucleotides. RefSeq lists its product as uncharacterized. Lineage: Eukaryota; Viridiplantae; Streptophyta; Magnoliopsida; Fabales; Fabaceae. Bases 104 to 1414 code for a protein of 436 amino acids. The transcript is spliced from 13 exons. The record is from RefSeq and is a predicted model, not a curated record.
AGAUAACGAAAACGAGCAGAUGAUAAGUUGAUAAUACAGUGCAGAAAUUAGAAAGAAAAAGGAAAAAGAAGAGGGAGCUUUGUUCAUUGAUUCCUUCAAUUCAAUGGCGCCAGCUGCAGUGCCGUUGAAUAUGAAAUGGUUGCCACUGAAUUCGAAGCUCAAAGUCAAGAGCCAACUCCAAACAAGCAGCAGGAACAUUGAGUUUGAGAGGGUUCAGCUUCCGGAGAAGACCCGCAACUCGAGAGUCCUGGUUCUUGGCGGAACAGGUAGGGUCGGUGGAUCCACCGCCAUUGCUCUCUCCAACCUUUGCCCCGAUCUCCGCAUCCUCGUCGCCGGCAGAAACAGAGAGAAAGGUGAAGCUCUGGUUGCAAAACUCGGGGGCAAUUCUGGUUUUUCUCAGGUUGACAUCAAUGAUCAAGAUUCACUCCAAACUGCUCUGCAAGAUGUGGAUCUUGUAGUUCAUACCGCGGGGCCAUUCCAACAAGCAGAAAAAUGCAGUGUGCUUGAAGCUGCCAUAAACACUAAGACUGCAUAUGUUGAUGUUUGCGAUGACACAAGCUAUGCAGUGCGUGCAAAGUCCUUUAUGAGCAGAGCGUUAGCUGCGAAUGUUCCAGCUAUAACAACAGGAGGAAUAUACCCUGGAGUGAGCAAUGUCAUGGCAGCAGAGCUAGUCCGUGCUGCAGAAACUGAAACUGAAGAAGAUAAACCAGAAAGGUUAAGGUUCUCAUACUAUACAGCUGGAACUGGUGGUGCUGGUCCAACCAUAUUAGCUACUAGCUUCUUGUUGUUGGGAGAGGAAGUGAUUGCAUAUAGCAAAGGAGAAAAGAUCAAACUGAAGCCAUAUAGUGGAAUGCUCAAUGUAGAUUUUGGAAAAGGGAUUGGCAAAAGAGAUGUUUAUCUAUUGAAUUUACCAGAGGUUAAAAGUGCGUAUGAGAUUCUAGGAGUGCCAACUGUAAGUGCUCGAUUCGGAACGGCACCAUUUUUCUGGAAUUGGGGAAUGGAAGCUAUGACCAAUCUUUUUCCUCCGGAAUUUUUGAGAGACAGGAGUAAAGUCCAAAGGUUGGUUGAGUUAUUUGAUCCUGUUGUUCGAGCAGUUGAUGGGAUUGCUGGGGAACGUGUAUCAAUGAGGGUUGAUUUGGAGCUUUCAAGUGGCCGCAGCAAGGUUGGCCUCUUCAGUCAUAGCAAACUUUCCGUAUCUGUAGGAAUUGCAACAGCAGCAUUUGCACUUGCGAUUCUUGAAGGAAGCACACAACCUGGUGUUUGGUUUCCUGAAGAAGCUCAAGGACUUGCAAUUGAGGCCAGAGAAGUUCUUCUCCAGCGUGCUAGCCAGGGAACAUUUAAUUUUGUAAUGAACAGGUCACCGUGGACGAUUGAAACAAAUCCAAAGGAGCUCGGGUUAGGAAUAUAUGUUUGAAUCUUGUUCGUAUCAAAGCAAACGUGAAAUCCGGCAAAGUUCUCAUGUUACACUGUAGGGUACAAUGUAAUGAAUGUAUAGUCCAUUAGUCCUUUGAGAGAUGAUUCAUUCUUUCGUAGGAAUAGAAGAACUAUUUAAUGGAAUUUCCUGUAUAAACUAUUUAUUUGUAACCAGUGUAUAAUGCUGAGUUGAUUUGUUUAACUCAUUGCUAGUACACCCUUUAGCUAAUCAUAUUACGUGUACAUUUAAAAUUU